This is a messenger RNA of Toxoplasma gondii ME49, 3003 nucleotides long. RefSeq lists its product as hypothetical. The coding region runs from base 629 to 2395 and encodes 588 amino acids. The transcript has a single exon. Lineage: Eukaryota; Apicomplexa; Conoidasida; Eucoccidiorida; Sarcocystidae. The record is from RefSeq and is a predicted model, not a curated record.
UCGAUGGGGGUUGCAUACAUUCUUCAGCUGAUCCCCAGGUUUAGAUUGUCCGAAACGGCCGCCGCCGAUUCCGCUCUCUCUGCCUCAUUUGUGAAUGCAAAUCGAGAAAGCUACAGCCUUUCCCCAUUGAUCUCGUAUGACAUUCAGCCUAAAGGAAUGCGCCUGCAGUAAUAGUGUCCACUUAUCUAAAUAUGGUCGUGCCCUCUUAUCGGGGUGGAGAUAAACCCUCCUCCGAGAUAAGUGCUUUUAUAGCGUGUACAGAUACAGCCUUCCUACAUUUGAAUUUGCUGAUGAUUCCCAUGUCUUGAAGCAUUUUGUGUCCAACCGCCCCAUUUAGACGUAUUAACAGGUGGUUAAGCAGGGCCAUAAGUGCAGCCAUAUAAUUACAUACGUAGAGGACUCGAAUACUGGCGCCAACAGUAGUCCACUCCAGAUUUCCUGACGGGGGACGCUGAUUAUUUUGGGUUACAGAAGGUCGCCUUCUUAUUGAAGCGAACAGCAUUCUGAGCGUUGACUGUGUGGGCAACUGUUCCGUCAGAAGAUGUUCAGUCGUUAGUCUGAGAGAACAAGCACUGGCUUUGAUCCCCAACAGAUUGACUCACAGAACUUCUUUGUUUCAGUCACGAGUAUGAGGGUCACACUCACUCGCUCUUCAUUAACCUGUAUUCUUGUCGUUUUUCAUGGCGACUUCUUCUCCCUUGUACCUCUGCCUACUCCAGCAUGGAGAGUCGACACGGAGGUGAUGAAUGUAAUUAGUCUCCCCAGCGUUCCAAGUCCAACAGCAGUAGGCUUGCCCGAGGUAGAGUACCCGGACGAAGGCUCGUUCCUUUCUUCUACAGCGAGCGUUGAAAUUCAACAACGACACGAUCCCGAAACGCUGGAAAGGCGGAAUGACAUGCGAGGUUGUACAGGAGGAACGAUUCUUGAUCCCAUCUCCAGUUCCGCCGAAUGGAGAACUGAAGGCAUCGUAACUUCAAACCGCCUACACGAUUUGCUCAAUAUUUGCCAAGACGAUCGGUGUUCGUAUACUAAAGAUUAUGUAAAUGGUGACUUCGUGUCGUCCAAUAAAGAAGAAAAUGCGUAUCGCUGGUGGACUGGAUUCGAGCAAUACAUGCCGUCCAGGGGAAAUUCCUUGAGUCGUCUCUCUUCCGGUUGGGCGGAACAGCCUCUGAUAGUACCGCAAGACACUCCAGAAGUCUUAAGACAAGUUGACCAACAGAAGAAACCACUCUUUACAGACCGAAGCGUUGCAUCUGUCUUUUUUCCGUUCACAAGCGACGCACGUCCGGUUGUCUUGCCUGGCGAAACCAGCUCUGUUUUAAGUGAGAAAAGACGGUUGCAGCCGUCCUCGACAGUGGAUUCAGCGAUGACCCUCAGAGAAGGUGGAAGCGAACCGAGUGCGAACACUGCUUCUUCAGAAGGACUUUCUUCGUCGCGUGAAGAAGAGGAACCUGGUGAUCAGAAAGAAGUGAUGGGGCUAGGCGACAUGAUAGCGGCCGGACGUCAGCGUCGGCAAGCUGUCGAGGCACUGAGCAUGAUGGGUUUCCAAAUGCCUCCUGGUGGUAUUGCCUCAAUGAGUCCGCAGCAGCAGCAAAUGAUGGCCACGUUUCUCACGCAGCAACAGAUUCAGAGCCAACGUCAAGGCUUCGCAGGGCAAUCUGCGCCGAUGGGAUCAGAGCAGCAACUCAUGCAACAGUUUCUCACGGGGCAGCAGCAGAGUCAGAUGAUGCAAGAGAUGAUGCGUGGAAACCAAAGCGGUGGAAGGGGAGGCGGGAGAGCAAAUCGGAACCACCAAGGGAACUCGCACAGUUCGGGAGCGGGGCAGAGGGGAGGACGGCAACAGCAGCGGCAAAACAGCCCCUCCGUGGGCGUUUCUCUAGGACAAAUGACAAUGGCGCCUUCCGUCGGUUUUCUGCAAGCGCCGCACCCCGGAAACGCAAUCUACUCCCCCCAGCCGGCUUACUCUUCGCAAAUUCCCUACACAUACAACCCCUUCUCACCAGGGGGAAUGACCAUUUCGGCACCGUCAGUGCCUGUGGCAAGAGGGGCGACGCCUGUGGGUUCUGUACCAGGUGUGUCUCAGCAUUACCCUUCUGCGCCAGGAGUGAAUCCAGCGACACCGACUGGCGGUUAUGGCUAUGGGGGCGGUGUCAACACUGGCGCGUACGCAUCUGCAUUGUUGCCAGGCGGGGGAAGCACACUUGGCGGCUUUGCCAACCAAGGAAACGCCAGCCUACGUUUCACAGGGUUCACAGGAGGAAACGCUGCCAGCACACCAUCGCCAUACGAUCCAAAUCUCCAACAAAGACAGUCAGCAGAAAGUGUAGACCAGGCGGCGCGGUGGGCAGAGCAACUCCGAAGGCAACAAGAGGGGUGGGCUCGGCAGAACCCUUGAGGAAGUGACGGCUGGUCCAAACGGUGUAACUCAUGGACGGAAGCCAGGAUGUCCCGACGCUCUUAUCUACUUGCGACAUUUCCUAGGCCCUGGAAUUGCUAGACUGCGUUUCAAAAACGUCUUUGGAAAAUAGCAGUGGUAGAAUGUGGAAGACAGAGAACAACAAGUGUCCGCAGGGGCACCUAAGGGGUCGAUGUCGUACAGCGUUUCUGCUUCGCGUUUCGUGUAAGCAGUUUCUGCAUCUUUGUAUUCCGUUCGUGCAUGAAACUGCACAGAUGCCCGAGGUGAUAUAUAUUUCGGAAAAGCAAAGAAUCGAUUUGGCUAUAGGAUAAGGAAGGGACACAAAAGACUGUCUCACUGCGCAAAACAUGCAUUGGGCUUUUUUCCGGCCAUUUCUUUAGAAUAGAGCUUCCUAUUUCGGUUUGGGGUACGCCAGCAAGCUUUGCUGCAGAGAAUAACAGCCACACUUGGCCAGUUGGGAACACCGUCAGGCUUCUGAGGGUUCAAACCUGAAAGAUAGUGUGACCGGAAAACCACAUGUUUCCGAGCAGAUUCGAGGCGACUACACAGAAUGACAUGACGGACUCUUGCCAAAACUCAAACGGGAU